Molecule: messenger RNA, 565 nt
Organism: Numida meleagris (helmeted guineafowl)
Lineage: Eukaryota; Metazoa; Chordata; Aves; Galliformes; Numididae
Product: filamin-C-like
Exons: 3
Biological process (GO): actin cytoskeleton organization
Molecular function (GO): actin filament binding
Source: RefSeq, a predicted model, not a curated record
GAGCUCCGGAGCCGGUGGAAGUUCGGGACAACGGCGACGGGACCCACAGCGUCACCUACAGCCCCAGCGCCGUGGGGCCCUACAGCCUCAGCAUCGCCUAUGGGGGGCACGAGGACCCCGAGGGGCGGCCGACGAAGGCGUCGAUCCAGGACCACGGGGACGGGACGUACACGGUGCGCUACGUCCCCCAACUUGUGGGGCGCUACAGCAUCACCGUGCGCUACGGCGGCGACGACAUCCCCGCCUCCCCCUUCUGCAUCCACGCCGCCCCCAGCGGCGACGCCAGCAAGUGCCUGGUCACAGGCGGCCGCGCGUUCCCGACGCUGCGUCCCGGGGAUCGCACCGUGCUGGCCGUGGACGCGCGCGCCGCCGGGCCCGGCAAAGUCACGUGCUCCGUGCUCAGCCCCGACGGGGCCGAAGUGGACGUGGACGUGGCCGAGAACCCGGACGGGACCUUCCACGUCUCCUACACCGCCCCCGAGCCCGGAAGCUACGGCCUCACCGUACGGUUCGGGGGGCAGCACGUCCCCGAUUCCCCGUUCCGCAUCGUGGUGAGUGCACGGGG